Molecule: messenger RNA, 2904 nt
Organism: Brassica oleracea var. oleracea
Lineage: Eukaryota; Viridiplantae; Streptophyta; Magnoliopsida; Brassicales; Brassicaceae
Product: homeobox-leucine zipper protein HDG5-like
Exons: 11
Coding region: 122-2605 (827 amino acids)
Biological process (GO): regulation of DNA-templated transcription
Molecular function (GO): DNA binding; DNA-binding transcription factor activity, RNA polymerase II-specific; lipid binding
Source: RefSeq, a predicted model, not a curated record
CAGAAGAAGAAAAAAAGAUUAGAGAGAGAAAGUUACAAAACUCCAGACUCUCUAGAGAGGAGAAUAUCAUUCUUGGCCUUUUCUUUCAUUUUCUCGGAAACUAAAGAAGGGGCUGCAAGUGAUGUUGACUAUGGGAGAAGAAAACGUGAUGACUACAGACAACAGAUUUGCUUCGCCGCAGCCACCUUCUUCUUCUCCGGCAACAAUCCAAAGCCCUAAUUUUAAUUUCAACCCUUUCAACUCAUUUUCCUCCAUUAUUCCGAAGGAGGAGCAUGGGAUGAUGAGCAUGAGCAUGCUGAUGAUGAUGGGAGAUGGAGGAGUGGAGGAAAUGAUGGAAAACGGGUCGGCCGGUGGGUCAUUCGGGUCGGGUAGUGAACAAGCAGAAGAUCCAAAGUCCGGAAACGAGUUUGAUGUUGCUGAACUUCAAGACGAGGAACAACCUCCUCCUGCUAAGAAGAAACGUUACCACAGGCAUACUAAUCGUCAGAUCCAAGAAAUGGAAGCAUUGUUUAAACAAAACCCUCAUCCAGACGACAAACAAAGGCAGAGAUUAAGUCAUGAACUUGGACUCAAGCCUCGACAAGUCAAGUUUUGGUUUCAAAAUAGGCGUACUCAAAUGAAGGCACAACAAGACAGAGCUGAGAAUGUGAUGUUAAGGGCAGACAACGAUAAUCUUAAGGCAGAGAAUUCUCAUCUUCAGGCGGAGCUACGGUGCCUCUCGUGUCCUUCUUGCGGCGGCCCCACCGUACUCGGCGACAUUCCUUUCAACGAACUCCACAUUGAGAAUUGUCGCCUCCGUGAAGAGCUUGAUCGUCUAUGCUCCAUAGCUUCAAGAUACACUGGCCGUCCAAUGGAAUCAUCACAGCCGAUGAUCAAUCCUCCUCUAGAGGUUCAACAUCAUCAACCUUCACUGGAGCUUGACAUGAGCGUAUACGCAGGAAACUUUCAAGAACAACCUUGUUCAGACAUGAUGUUGCUUCCUCCACAAGACACUGCUUGUUACCUCCCAGUUCAAACUAAUAACAACAGCAACGGCUACAACAUGUUACUUGCUGAUGAAGAAAAGGUUAUCGCUAUGGAGAUUGCUGUUUCUUGUGUCCACGAACUUACUAAAAUGUGUUACACAGAGGAGCCUUUGUGGAUUAAGAAGAAAUCCGACAAGAUGGGUGGCGAGAUUUUGUGUCUGAACGAGGAAGAGUACAAGAGGUUGUUCGCAUGGACAAUGGAGAAUCAUAACAACAAAGGGGAUUUUCGUAGAGAAGCUUCAAAGGCAAACGCAGUUGUCAUCAUGAACAGCAUCACGCUUGUUGACGCGUUUCUAAAUGCUGAUAAGUGGUCGGAGAUGUUCUGCUCUAUUGUGGCUAGGGCGAAAACGGUUCAGAUCAUUUCAUCUGGAGUGUCUGGAGCUAGUGGUUCUCUUCUACUGAUGUAUGCAGAGUUACAGGUUCUGUCUCCGUUGGUUCCAACUCGAGAAGCAUAUUUUCUACGUUAUGUGGAACAAAACGUCGAAAACGGGAACUGGGCAAUCGUAGAUUUCCCGAUCGACCAGAUCCAGCCAUUGAGUGCAAACACUCCUCAUGAGUAUAAGAGAAAGCCUUCAGGCUGCAUCAUUCAAGACAUGCCUAAUGGAUACUCACAAGUCAAGUGGGUCGAGCACGUGGAAGUUAACGAGAGGCACGUGCACGAGAUAUUCGCUGAGUAUGUGAAAACCGGAAUCGCUUUUGGAGCUAGCCGUUGGCUCGACGUGUUGGAGAGACAAUGCGAGAGGAUGGCUAGCUUAAUGGCUAGAAACAUAAGUGAUCUUGGAGUAAUUCGAUCUGCAGAAGGGAGGAGGAACAUGAUGAGGCUAUCACAGAGGAUGGUGAAAACAUUCUGUGUGAAUAUAAGCACUUCGUACGGACAAUCUUGGACCGCUCUGUCUGAAACAACCAAGGACACUGUGAGAAUCACGACAAGGAAAGUGUGUGAGCCUGGUCAGCCUACUGGAGUUGUUCUUGCUGCUGUCUCAACCACUUGUCUUCCGUUCUCCCACGCUAAAGUAUUUGAUCUUCUCCGUCAUCAACAUCACCAUUCUCUGUUGGAGGUUUUGUUCAGUGGAAGUUCACCUCAUGAGGUUGCUCAUAUCGCCAAUGGUUCGCAUCCUGGAAACUGCAUCUCUCUUCUUCGAAUCAAUGUCUCGAGCAACUCAUGGCAUAACGUGGACCUGAUGCUUCAAGAGAGCUGCAUAGAUAACUCCGGCAGCUUAAUCGUCUACUCCUCCGUCGACGUCGACUACAUCCAACACGCGAUGAACGGCGAAGAUCCUUCCGGUAUUCCGCUUUUGCCCCUAGGGUUCUCCGUCGUCCCCGUGAACUAUCCCGAUCAAGUCGAGGGUGUUUCCGUCAACUCGCAUCCUCUGCCGUCGUGUCUCCUCACCGUCGGGAUUCAGGUCUUGGCGAGCAACGUCCCAACCGCGAAACCAAACCUCUCCACCGUCACAACCAUCAACAACCAUCUCUCCUCCAUCGUCAAUCAGAUCACUUCCGUCCUUAGCAGCACCAUUCCUCCCGCGAUCGCAUCUUCCUCCGCCGGAGACGACGCCGUCGCCAAACAAGAGGUCAUUUAGUGACCAUGACUUCGAGGGUAUUUUGGUAAAUAAUGGGAUAAGUUUUUGUGUAAUACUCGGUUCAUGGUAAGACGUACGAGAACUCGAGUUUAUGUUUUCAUUUUUUUUUUGGGAGGGUCAAAAUGGUAUUUUAAACUAAAGAACACAGAGGAAGUCAAGAGCGCACCAGAUAGGUAUGUUGACUUUCUUUUUCCUGUUAACCGGAUUAUCGGUCAAACCGAUCUCCGAUUUAACAGAAAAGUGUAGCUGGUUCGGGUAUUGACUCUCUACUUGCUUUGACUCCUUGGACAAUUCAGUUU